AUGGUUGAAUGGUUGGGACUAGAGCGUCAAGCAAGUAGAAUAAGCACAAAGAGCUCAGCAGAUAGGCAACAGAUAGUUAACUCUUCUGGAACAGAAGAUUCUAUGAACAACACACCUCCAUAUUCUUUGAUGCAAAAGCAUAAGGAAAGACUCCUAUCUGUCGCCGAGGAGACCUUGGCAGAGUUUUUUCCAAAGGCUACAGGAACUGCUGUUGAUUGGGUGCAGAUACCCGGGAUGAAGCCUGGUCCGGAUUCGGUUGGGAUUGUUGCUAUUUCGCACACUUGUAGUGGAGUGGCAGCACGAGCCUGUGGUCUCGUUAGUUUAGAACCUAUGAAGAUUGCAGAAAUUCUCAAAGAUCGUCCAUCUUGGUUCCGAGAUUGCCGGAGCCUUGAAGUCGUCACCUCGUUUCCAGUUGGAAAAGGCGGGACAAUUGAGUUGGUGUACAUGCAGAUGUAUGCUCCCACCACAUUAGCUCCUGCGCGCGACUUUUGGACAUUGAGAUAUACUACGACAUUAGAAGAUGGUAGUCUCGUGGUCUGUGAGAGAUCCCUAUCUGGUUCUGGUGCUGGACCAAAUGCAUCUGCUGCCAACCAAUUCGUGAGAGCUGAGAUGCUGCCUAGUGGUUAUUUGGUUCGAUCAUGUGAAGGGGGAGGAUCCAUUAUCCACAUAGUUGAUCACCUGGAUCUGGAGGAUGAGCUUGUGUGCCUUGGGAUUCAGUUUAAGCUCUUGGAACCUAAUAAAGAUGGCCGGAUCUCUCUUAAUAACAUCAGAGUGUGGGAGGCUGAUCAGUGGGAGGAGAAGAUUUGUUGGGCUGAUAUGGAGCUGUUGGUUGUUGCGCUUGAGAGUUGGGUUGAUAACUCGGAGGCUGACCAGAUGCUGCUGAUGUUGGAGGGUGAUCAGUGGGAGGAGAAGAUUUGCUGGGCUGAUAUGGAGGGUGAGUGUGAAUGGGGUGGUGAAGAUGGGUUGGGUUGA
This is a messenger RNA of Papaver somniferum (opium poppy), 972 nucleotides long. RefSeq names its product homeobox-leucine zipper protein REVOLUTA-like. The transcript is spliced from 10 exons. Bases 1 to 972 code for a protein of 323 amino acids. Gene Ontology annotation, molecular function: DNA-binding transcription factor activity; lipid binding. The record is from RefSeq and is a predicted model, not a curated record. Lineage: Eukaryota; Viridiplantae; Streptophyta; Magnoliopsida; Ranunculales; Papaveraceae.